Molecule: messenger RNA, 471 nt
Organism: Colletotrichum tamarilloi
Lineage: Eukaryota; Fungi; Ascomycota; Sordariomycetes; Glomerellales; Glomerellaceae
Exons: 2
Coding region: 1-471 (156 amino acids)
Cellular component (GO): membrane
Source: RefSeq, a predicted model, not a curated record
AUGAGCCAACCAAUUGGACUGACAACGAUCCCCAGGCUACUGCCUGUUACGGGCACGUUCGCGCUCCCGUUCACGAUCUACUACGCAUUCCUUAGCCUUCGUGUCGUCAACGAGCGUCUGAAAUCAAAGCAAUACUUGGGCGACAACUCCUCAAAGCCUGGAGCGGACCCCGAAUCAUACAAGGCCAAUGCACUUUACCUUGCCGGCCGAUCGCAUGUCAAUUACAUCGAAAAUGUGCCGCUUGCUUUCAUCCUCGCUUCACUGAUCGAGGUCAAUGGAGGCAACCGCAAGACACUGAGCUGGCUGCUCGGGAGCUUCUUUGCCCUCCGUGUGCUGCAUGCCGAGCUUGGAAUAAUGAAGCCCGAAGGCAUGGGCAAAGGCAGACCCAUCGGCUAUUUCGGCAGCAUCGGUGUUCUCGGGGCUUUGGCGGGCUACGGAGCCUUCUUGGUCAAGGGAUAUUGGGGAUACUAA